Molecule: messenger RNA, 3145 nt
Organism: Lepisosteus oculatus (spotted gar)
Lineage: Eukaryota; Metazoa; Chordata; Actinopteri; Semionotiformes; Lepisosteidae
Source: RefSeq, a predicted model, not a curated record
AUGCAGUCCUAUGGCAACCAGUUCAAUGUCCGGGUUUCAGACGCGCUCCUUAACAUGACGUCACACCAGCCCUACAGCGUCGGCUUCUCCUCCUCAGCUCUUCCGGAACUGAUGGCUUCUCUCCAGCUUGAACGCUGUAAUCUGAACAAGGAUAUAUGUGAAAUUCUGUCCUCAGCUCUCAGAUCAAAUACUUCAGACUUGAUAGAGUUAGACCUGAGUAAUAAUAACCUGGAAGACUCAGGUGGGAACCUUCUCUCUGCUGGACUGAAGGAUCAAAAUUGCAAACUGGAGAAACUGAGGUUGGAAAGAUGCAAUCUCACAAAGGGGUGUUGUGAGGCUCUGGCCUUGGCUCUCAGUAUAAACUCUUCACACCUGAAAGAGCUGGAUUUGAGUAACAACAAUUUAGAGGAUUCAGGAAUGAAAAUGCUCUGUGAUGCACUGGCGAAUCCCUACUGUAAACUUGAAAAACUGAGCCUUGAAAACUGUAAUUUUACAAAGGACAUCUGUAGUGAUCUGGCUUCCGCUUUGCAUUUGGGUCACUCAAAGAUGAGAGAGAUGGAAUUGAGAGACAAUUGCCUAGAGGAUUCAGGAGUGAACCUGCUCUGCACUGGAAUAAGUAAAAUAGAAAGAUUGGGGCUAUCAUUCUGUGGAGUCACAGAGAGAGGCUGUGAAGCUCUAGCCUCAGUGCUCCGCUCAAAUUCCUCAAAACUUAGAGAGCUGAACCUGAGCUACAAUCACCCAGGAGAUUCAGGAUUGAAACUGCUUUCUGCACUUUUGGAAGAUCCUAACUGUGAACUGAAGAAAUUACACAUAGACCAUGUUGGAAAACACAGGCUGAGACCAAAACCUCAGAAAUAUGCCUGUCAGCUUACACUGGAUCCCAACACAGCACACAGGCAGCUCAUCUUGUCUGAGGGGAACAGAAAAGUGGAAUGGGUGAAAAAGAAACAGCUAUAUCCUGAUCACACGGAAAGAUUUGACCACUGGACUCAAGUGCUGUGCAGAGAGGAUCUAUCUGGCACUCGCUGCUACUGGGAGGCUGAAUGGAGUGGGGAUCGGGCUGUAAUUGCAGUCACUUACAAAGGAAUUGAUAGAAAAGGAGAAAGUGAUAAUUGUUACCUUGGACACAAUGAUAAAUCCUGGAGCUUGGAGUGCUCUGAUGUAAGUUAUUCUGCCCGACAUGGGACAACUAAGAUUGCCAUACCUGUUCCCUCCUCCCACAGAGUAGGAGUCUAUCUUGACUGGCCAGCCGGUUCUCUGUCAUUUUUCAGUGUUUCCACUGAUACAGUAACUCUCCUGCACACAUUCAACACCACAUUUAGUGAGCCUCUCUAUUCAGGAUUUUGGGUUUAUACCCAUGGAUCUUCUGUAUCCCUGUGCGAGCUGGAAUAGAUGCUGAGUCCUGAAAAGAUCACUAUGUUUUUGCUAAAUCAAAUCACUGUUAUUAGCAUUACAAUAAGCUCAGAAUUACUGAUGAAUUUAGAUGACAGACAAAUUGUCAAAGUAGUAGUAGAACAAAAUCUAUAUAGAAAACCUCUUUAAAAUAUUUGCAAUCAAGAAAUUUGUUUUCAUAGGAUGUCAGAUGUAGAAAUAUGUCUAGAAAUGUUUAUUUUCAGAUCUUUUUCAGUUUUAACUACCAAUGUUUAACUGGGAUGGUUGUGUUUGCUAUUUGCUAUUUGGAAAUUGGGAUAUAUUCAUUAUAAUGGAUUAAGACAUUUAUAUAAAUAAUUCUGAAAAUUAAAUGCUGAAGAUGUAAUUCCUACUACUAUUGCAAAAGACUAACAUAUUGUACUUUUACUUUGGUGCCUUUUAGAUUAAAUUUUAAAUUUUAAAUUUUAAGAUGUGUAAUCUAAGAUUUGUAAUAUAUUGUAUUACUACUAUAGAACCAGUCAUAACUUUCACUAUAAGUAGUUUUAAGAGCUCAGUUAUUUUACUGUCCUUUUACAUUAAUGACUGUUCUACUACACCAUUAUGAAAGCCUAUAUUUAAAGUAGUUCAAGUAGGUACCUGCAUCAGUAUGCGUAGGCUGCCACGGUGUCAUGGACAGCACCUCAUUCACUGACGCAGACUGCAUUUCUAGGUUUUUGAAUAAUCUGUUGCAGGACUGCACUACUCUGUGAUACUGCCAGUAACACAGUGAAACCCUAAACCAACUGCAUUUCAUUUUCAUAUCAUAACAAUAUUAAAUGUUUAUUAUUACCUCAAAGCAAUAUCCAUUUAAAUUCUAACUUUUACAUUUAAAGGGAAUGUAUUUCAAUAUGAACUGUUGCUUGAAAUCACAUGUUGAACACAAAAUUCUUCUAAAAGAAUGGAAAUAAAAAAUCUAAUUAAAUAAAUUAAUUUAGUACAUGCCUUUUUGUUUGUGAGGUGUAUUAUGGUAGGAGCUAUAAAAAAGGAGAAACACAAUGGGUGAAGAUUGAAAUGUUUGGUGGCUACAGUCAUUCUUUUUUAAGUUACAUACCUGCUUAAUAGUCAAAACCACAUUCAGAGUCAGGGUCAAAUUUGAACUCUGGGAAAAACAGCUACCUGGACUGUAAUUUGGUCUUUUGUUGUAACAAUGUCUGCUGCCUUAUAAAUAAAUUGGGACUUAUAAUCUUUUUGAUAAGUGGAUUUGUUUAAGUUGGCACCUGCUAUUUGCUAUUUGAAUAGCAAACUUUAUUGCUGUAACUCACCUUCUAACAAUUCAUCAUGGAAUAUCUUUUCCAAAUAACAAUUACAGCAGAAAAAGGAUAUGCAAGCUAAAUGCCAUGAAAAUUGUUCUAGUUUCUAACUGUUUUGGUUUCUGCUCAAACUGCAAGUAAUUACAGGGAUUCUAUAUUAAAGUAAACAAAGAAGAAUGUAUAAGAUUUUACAUAAACCCAUACAAAACAAACAAAACAAAACAAAGUAUUCCCCCUGAUAACACUUUUUCUUCCCUUUGGUGAUGUUUUCAAGUAGAAGUCAGGAUUAUGUUCAGACAAACACAAUCCAUGAUUUCUAUAAUACCAGCAAAAGUGAAAAAAAUAUUGCCUAUCCAAAUGAGUUGGACAAUGCAGAACACUUCCUGCCAUGACGAAAAAGUUGCAAUCAAAUGUUCAGGCCAAAUUAAAAAUGAUCAUUGCAUAAAUGCAGAGUCCCUUUUUCAUUCAGAGUUCACAAUACACCU